AUGUCUAUAGCGCACAGCAUAAAGGACACAGUGCGAACAGAUGACGUUCUUAUAACAGAAUCUGUUGAUUUUUCUGGUUUGCUACUUUCCCAUCAUGUUUUGCAGGGACUCACUGAGGCAGGUUUCAAGAGACCAUCCCCGAUCCAGCUAAAAGCCAUACCUUUGGGUCGAUGUGGACUUGAUCUCAUUGUUCAAGCCAAAUCAGGCACAGGGAAAACAUGUGUUUUCACAGUGGUAGCCCUAGAAGGUUUGGAAAUGCAAUCAGUUUGUGUUCAGGUCCUGGUGUUGGCACCCACAAGAGAGAUUGCUAUACAGAUCCAAGAUGUCGUCCAAACAAUUGGGAAAUCCAUGAAAGGUUUAAAGUGUCGCUCCUUCAUUGGCGGGUUACCACUGGAGGCAGACAAAAAUGCAGCCAGGAGCUGUCAAAUUGCUGUUGGAACACCAGGUCGUGUCAAACAACUGAUAGAAAUUGGAGCCUUAAAGACCAACAAUGUGCGGAUGUUUAUCCUGGAUGAAGCAGACAAACUUCUGGAGAAAGGUUUUCAAGAAACAAUCAACUGGAUCUAUGCAACCCUGCCACAGAACAAACAAAUACUGGCCCUCUCAGCCACAUAUCCCGAGCAGCUGGCACAUCACCUAACUUCGUACAUGAGAAACCCAACCUAUGUUCGGCUCAACACCACUGACCCAGCUUUGUUAGGUAUCAAACAGUACCAUUUUGUGGUACCAAAUCAUCCCAUGCCAAAUGUGGUGUUUGCUUCCAAAAUUGAUGCCGUUGUGAAGAUCCUAUCCUCUGUCAGUUUUCAACAGUGCCUGAUUUUCUCCAAUUUGCAGACUGGAGCUCAGAAUCUGCAGUCAGAGUUGCUCUCUCGAAAUUGGCCUACCACUUGUAUCGCUGGCUUCUUGGACCAGAAGGAGAGGAAUCAUGCCAUGGAGCAGCUCAAGACCUACAAAUGUCGUAUACUGAUAUCUACUGAUCUGACAUCCAGGGGGAUAGAUGCUGAUAAAGUGAACUUAGUGAUAAACCUGGAUGUACCUUUUGACCAUGAAACAUAUCUUCACAGAAUUGGCAGGGCAGGCAGAUUUGGGAGUUUUGGGGCAGCUGUAACCAUUGUGACGAAAGGUCCCCAGGAGACUCAACUUUGGGCUGUGGAAAAGAAAUGUCACACUUGUAUUCAUAAAUUGCCAGAUCCUAUUCCUAACGAUCUAGUAACAAAACCAGUCCCAUUGCGAAUUGAUGAUAUUGUAAGUACAAAACAGAUAAUCACUGAGCCAGCGUCCGACAUUUCGGCCCCCAUAGACCCACUAUCAGCUGUUGCUUCUAAGCAUUCUCUGGCAACAGCCUCUUCAUCUGACUCUCCAGUGGUGACCCAGCUUAGCGAACAAGAGAAACAAUCUUCAGAAGAAAAAUUAAUGGCUGCCGAAGCAGUAAAUUAUAGGAAAGAAAGAGACACAACUUCAACAAAUGUGAUGCAGACUGAGAUAUCUAAAGUUCUUUGUGCUGACUUACCAGACAAACUUGUAUCUGAUGUGGAACUAGCAGGGGUAGAAAACAGAAACUCUAACAGCAUUCUUGAGCCCAGACCAUUGUCAUUACAUGGUGCUGCCAGUAUGUCUGAUGAUUUACAAAGUACUGCUGAUGCUGAAGUCAGACAUGAGACUAUAGCUGAAAACAGCAGUAAAUGCGAGCAGACUGUAGCUGAGAACAGUGGUAAAUGCAUGCAUGAGAUCCCAGCACAAAAUGGUGACUACUGCAUGCCAGAAGUAAACUCAAACACCAUAAAUAAUGACAGUUUUGAAAUCUUAAGAGGAAACUGUAAUGAAUGUAAAUGCAAAACAUCUACAGGAAUUUGUGGGAAUUGCAGACAUGAUAUCUGUCCAGCUGGUAAUUUAGAAAAAGUCAAUGGUCAGGGCUCAGAGGGAAAGAACUUUAUCAGCUCUAAUGAUGAAACAGCAGACAUACGAAUUAGUUACAACCCUUUAAACGUGUGUGAGAAUUUAGCACAGUCUAAUGAAGGCAUUGAUGAUAAGAGUCUAGACCUGGAGACAAGAGUAGAGGAAUGUUUGGAAACAAGCCAUCAAGAGUCUGUUAGCACAGCUGAAUCCGAUAGCCAUCUGGCUUCAUUGGAAAUACAAAAGAGUGAUGAAGUGAUGCAGCUGCUAGUGAACAGGAAAACUAACAAAAUUCUACACAAUAAUGAAUCCUGGAAAGUUCAGCAUAAUUCCAGAACUGACUAUGAAGAAGUGUGCUGGGACGGUUUGUGUAUCGAAGAUAUACCUACGUUGUCAGCUGACACCAGAGAGGAGAUACAGAAUGGGAUCAUUGGAAAUGAUAUUUCUGAGUACAGUAAGGAUUGCAGUUUAAACAGUAGUCAGGAUACUUUGGUAAAUGGGCUGCAUAAAUGUGAGCCACUUCAGGUUGGCAUUUCUGAUGGCAACAUGCUUAGAGACCUGGCUAAAACUGCAUCUCUCUCCACUUCAGUAAAAAUCAGAGCUGGAUCAGUGUAUCCUUCAGUUAAUGACAGUGUGGUUGAUCAAGACUUGGCUUCAGACCAAAUUCUUAUGUCUUGCAGUGAUGAUUCUUCUAGCUCAAAAUCAAACAUAAAAGUAGAAUGUUAUGCUCAUUCUUGUGACAAGGUUGUCAAUGUAGAUGUGGUAGCUUCCUUGGCAACAGUAAAUGCUGAGAAGGUUAGCAGUGGAGAAAAUCCUGUCAUUGUCUCAGAGGUUCCUGGCAAAUUGAAUCACAAUGUACCUUCAUCUGGAAAAAUUAUACUAACAGAAAGUAAUGCAAAGACUUCUUCUGCUGGAGAAAUUCCACAGGCAGACAUUAAUGGAAAGGCUUCUUCUGGAGAAAUUCCACUGGCAAACAUUAAUGAAAAGGCAUCUCUUUUUUCUGGAGAAAUUCCACAGGCAGACAUUAAUGGAAAGGCUUCUUCUGGAGAAAUUCCACUGGCAGACAUUAAUGAAAAGGCAUCUCUUUCUUCUGGAGAAAUUCCACAGGCAGACAUUAAUGGAAAGGCUUCUUCUGGAGAAAUGCCACUGGCAGACAUUAAUGUAAAGGCUUCUCCUUCUUCUGAAGAAACUCCACUGGCAGACAUAAAUGUAAAGGCUUGUUCUGAAGAAACUCCACUGGCAGACAUUAAUGUAAAGGCUUGUUCUGAAGAAACUCCACUGGCAGACAUUAAUGUAAAGGCUUGUUCUGAAGAAACUCCACUGGCAGACAUUAAUGUAAAGGCUUGUUCUGAAGAAACUCCACUGGCAGACAUUAAUGUAAAGGCUUGUUCUGGAGAAAUGCCACUGGCAGAAAUUAAUGUAAAGGCUUCUAAUUCCUCUGGAGAAACUCCACUGUCAGAAAGUAAUGCGAAGGUUCCUAAUCAGUCUCAGCAGAAGUUGCCUGUUAAAUUUAGAAAAACGGGAACACGAAGGAGUUAUUUGAGAUCUUUUGGUUUAACAGAUUUUCUCAAGUUUGUGAAUGAAAGCAACAGUUCUCAACACACGGAGGAAACCAGUUGUUCUUUCAAUGAUCCAGAUGAACAGUGUAGUAGAGAUGAUGUUGUUUCUUCAACUGAUAUUAGUACAAGGGCACAAGACUUUGUAGCCUGUGAUUUGAGUGCUGGUGGUGGCGAUUCUGUUGCUGCUUUCUGUGUUUUACUUGGUAGACAGCAUUCAAACUGUGAAAUAUCCUCUAAGAAGGCUGUUGUGAAUACGAACCAACACUUAGAUCUUCUUGGUGGUGGAGACUCAUUCUGUCUUAAAGUGGCUGGAGCAGAUUGUUUGGAUUCUGUUAGUUAUCAGUCUGGUUUGCUUAAAAAAUCUGGUAGCAUAGGUGAAGUGGAUACCUUGGAUGGAAAUACAUCAGAUUCACAUAAAGCGUUGACAAGCCUUGGACAGGGUUUUCAGCUGAUCCAGCCCAGUCAUGCUGAAAGUAAUAAGCUCAAUUCAAAGAACAGCACUAUAAAUGAACCAGCCGGUGACUCCUUAUCUCAGCCUCCUUGUGACCUGCCUUCAGCAGUAUCGUCUGAAGUGUUACCCAAGACGGCAAACAUUUUGCUGAUAGACUGUCUCUCUUCCCUUCUUUUACCUUCCCAGAACAGCUGCCAGCUGGUCACAGUUGCAGAUCUAGAAGCAGACCAUCAGCAAUUUUGUAGUGAUUUUGAUGAUUCCCUGAUCAUUUCUUGUACUUCAGAACUGAUGUCAAAUUUUGAGCUAAAGGAUUUUGAAGAUACCAAAGAUGUACAAGAGUUGUGUGCUGCUGAGUGUGAAAAGCUGGCAUUACUCAAGUCAAAUUUGAAAGUUAAGCUUCUGAAUGCAGAGGAGAAAAGAAAAGGUCAGCCUUCACUCGAAGCAAGGCUAUUGUUGAGAAAGGGUUAUUCUGGAGAUAAGCAGAUGAAACAGGAUGUUGAAGAGAUAUCAGAACAGUACUUUGAUAGGGCUGCAAAUAAAAAGCAGAAAUCAAAACCCGGUUUUAAAGGAAGGAAUAAAUCUGGCAGAGGAAGAAAGGGUUCAGACAGCUUGAACUGGAGGGGUGCAGCGGAUGAGAAUUAUGAAGGAUCUGGCGAAGGACGUCAUUUCUCUCCAAGAAAAGAUGUUGAAAAGAAACAAAAGACGCAGAAAAGAAACAAUGUAAAUUUAACUGAGCAGUUGAACAAGGUAACUUGGAAAAAAGACUGUUCUUAUGUUGACAAUGAGUUAGACACCAGAGAUGGUCAGAUAUCCAGCGAAAAUCAGCUCCCUGAAAACAGUGGUGAUGUGCUGGUUGAAAAGCGUGGCAUGCUGGGAAAAUCUGAAAGAGGGACUACCAGAGGGAACCGACAAUAUGAUAGUGUAACUGAAAAUGCAAAAGGAGAGGAUGAUAAGAAGACACAAGUGAAGCCAUCUGAUAAGAAAGAUGAUGAGUGUAAAAUGUUGGAUAAUAUGCACGAACAUAUGAUGCUGAAAAGAAGGCUGAGAAAAUUGGAAAGGGAACGUUUUAAUAGUGGGAAUGUACAGUCAGAUUCUUGUACUGCAGAAGUUACAAUCACUGAGAGCAAACAAGAGAAGGAUGGUGAAUGUGUUGGUAGGGAGAUUGUUGAACCAAGUGAACGCAGAGAUGAUGAGUGCAAGAUGCUAGACGACAUGCACACACAAAUGUUGUUGAACAGAAAAUUGAAAAGAUUAGAGAAACAGCUUCUAAAUCAUGGAGAUAUGAAGUUAAAUUCUGGUACUGUAGAAGUGACAGAGUUCAAUAACGGUGAAGAAGCAAAGAUCGUGGGGACUGUUGAUAUAGGAAUAGAGAAUUUUAUUGCAUUAACACUUACAGAAAAAACAGGAUGCAAAGAAAGUAACCCUCUGCACGUUAAUAAAAGCAAUAUUAUUUUGGAAGUCAUUUCAACUGAAGAGAAUGCAAAUUAUGUUUGUAAAGGAAAUCGAAGGCCGGACUGUGAUCCUGAAAUAAAUGAAGAAGAUGACAGUCAAGUUGCAAACAAUUUGAUGUUAAGAAGUACAGCCUUUGGCGGAGAACAAAGUAAGCAAACUUUAGCUGAAAAAGAAAAACUUGUGAAAUUAAAUCCUGGCAGAGAUCUUGAAUUAGAUGAAGAAGGUAAGGGUGAAAGUGCUGGAAAUUUGAUGUCAAGAAAUGUAACUCUCGGCAGAGGACAGAGUAAGCAAAAAUCAACCGAAAGAGAGAAGCUGGUCAAAUUCAAACCUGUAUUGAAUUCACCAGCCAGUGACAGAAAACCGACCAAGCCAUCAAAAACUGAAGCCAGACUGGCAGGACUUGAAGUUUCAGACGGAUCCACAUCCUCAACUUCCGACCUCAGUCUCAGCUCAGCUUCUGACAUUUCAGAUGUCGUGUCCUCCGAUGUGGACACCAAAGACGUCAUUAUGGCAUCUCAAUGCUAUGCCAAUAAGUAUGCACAAGAAGGUUACAUGAAUCCAAGAAAAUCAAAGAAGAGAGAAGAAAGUAAAAAAGUUCAGUCACAUCCUGCUUUCUGUCGUCAGGAAAAUGGAUUGCAGUAUUCUACUUCUGUUCUGGAAACAGAGCAUUUGCAAUGCAAUAAUUACUCCUCCAAAGCCUACUUGGAACACAGCAUGUCAUCCAUGUCUUUGCAAGAUCCCCAUUCAGCUGUCUUCACUUCUGGCAACCUUCCUUACUCGAUGCAUGACACAAUUAAUGAACAUUCAUUGCCCAUAAAAUCUGGCCCGAAAGGUGAUAAAAUGAAAAUAAUGAAACAUUCACUGGCGGAACAAGAUCAUGAGUUUGAACGGCAGCACAAAUCUAACUCUUCCAGAAGAAAAGCUUCAGAAGGGCAUCAGAGAGCAGAUACUCUUGCCAAGGAUCAUAAACUAAGCUACAGUGAAAAUCUCAGGAAUGAGUUCAGAGUGAGUGAUUCAGAGGACAGUUCAAGUGAUUCAAAUUCCUUUGUGGCACACAACCCUCAUUUAUACUCACGUAAUACCAUGCCUUGGUUUUCUCCGUACUGUAAUACAUAUCAGUCAGUGCCGCACUGUGCAUGCUCUGCUUCAUCACAUAUUCCGGCAAUGCAGCCACAGGCACAUUAUGGCCCACAGACAGUCCAUCCAUCUUUUCCGUAUCCAGCUCCGGAUCAGAGCACACAGCUGUCUGCUUAUGGUUACCCACAUCUGGCAUUCUACCAGAGGAGCCACCCAUCUGCUUAUGGUUACCCACAGCCUGUGUUCCAGUGGUAUACACCCUCAGCUCAGACUAUGUGGCAUUACGUCAGUCACAUGACCAGCAUGCUGUCUCAUCUGACCAGGAAACACCAAAGAGAAAUGGAAAGUACCUCUGGAGAAGAAUGA
Messenger RNA from Candidula unifasciata, 6798 nucleotides. Lineage: Eukaryota; Metazoa; Mollusca; Gastropoda; Stylommatophora; Geomitridae. The record is from the annotation of a GenBank genome assembly.